UAACCCCGCGCCCGCUGCUCCCACUCGAAAAUAUGACGCCUAUUUCCGUCCUCCUUCGCCUGGUCGCCUUCCCUGCCUGGGAGGAUCCACUCCUUCAGUUUAGACGUAGCGGCCUCGCCCGACCGGCAUUUGUUUUCCAAAAUGGCGUCGAGAUGCUCCGAAAGUCGCUUCCAAAUGUGGACGCUGAAGUUAAGCUUUUCGUCGCUGGUUCUUCUCUUCUUCGCUGGGAUGUUCCUCUACGAUCAGCCGCUGCUCAAAGCCACGUACAUCAAUUCCGGAACUCAUUCUGACUAUUAUGCAGCUGAAAAGCAUGAUGGCUUAACCUUUCUGCAACAAACGAGUCCAAACAACACCCAAGACGAAUCCAGUCAUUGCAACACUCUACUCUGCAACCACGAGUCUGCGGAACCUGCCAGUAUCGCAGGCAUGAACAACCACAGCUACGAAGGCCGUUCCUCGAUUCUAAAGCAGGAUAUCGGAGGACGCCAAGGGAAUAGCUUAGAAAAUAUCGAAGGCGGCUCACUAGAAAAAGCGCCGACACGCCCAGGAGGCCGCGCAGGGAGCGACAGUCUUCCCCAUUCAUCUCCCACGGAAGACCAGACAUUGGAAAAGAAAGAAGACGAAGACAAAGUCGCUGGCGAUCGUCCACCCAACCUGCUUGUGUUAUUCUGGACGCCAUUUUGGGAUCGUCGCGACCUGUGGGCGAAAAUGAUUGUUGGUCGACUGAGGGAGUCUGGGUGCCCUACCUGGAGCUGCGAGUUCGUGUGGGCGUGGCCGGAGGCGGAGCAACGGGAGGAGGACGCAGCGGCCUUCGUGUUCUUCAGCAGAGACUUCUACGAUGUCCCUCGUCCGCCUCGCCGCCCGCACCAGCUGUGGGUGUGGUUGGAGAGUGAAGCUCCACCCAUCAGCGAAGCGAGUACGGGUGUCUGGAACCGAGCUGAGAGUGAAGGGAUCUUCUUUAACCUCACUAUGUCUUACCACCGUCUUAACGAUGUGGUUAUGCAAUCCGGUAACCUCGUGCCCUUGACCUUUUCCGGUGGGUAUCCCUAUGAACCCCGCAAGCUCUUGAACACCGCAGACGAAACCUUCCAGCAGUACAGAGACUAUAUGGUUGGUUAUGACCGUACAGUUAAGAUGUUGGACAAUGGUCCCCGAAUGCGGUCCGAGCACGCAAGGAGCAACGAUUCAAACAUAAAUGGCUCUUUCAUUCAUUCUAAUGGGACUGCGGGUAAGCCUGAGAAACAAGAUGAGCACCCUGGAGAUCGCCUUGACAAGAAAGAACAGAUAAACGCAACAUAUUAUAGGAAUAGCUCGGAAGCAGAGGCAGAAGAUUUGCCGUGGCACAUGCAUUACACUCAGGAGGAAAUUGCCAUGGCGAGCCGUACGAAGCUUGCAGCGUGGAUGGCUAGUCACUGCUCAACGGACUCGCGCAGGGAGAGCGUGGUGGCAGCCCUCCAGAGGCACAUCAGCGUCACUACUGUUGGCAAGUGUGGAGAGCUUUCAUGCGGGAAGAAUCACAUGGAUACAUAUUGUUACCGGUGGCUAGCUUCCUCGCACCUCUUCUACCUCUCCUUUGAAAACGCCCGCUGCGACGACUACGUGACGGAGAAGCUGUGGCGUCCUCUGGAGCACGGAAUGGUGCCCGUCGUCUACGGUGGCGCCAAAUACGAGGACUUCCUGCCCUUCGGCUCCUUCAUCAACGCGGCGAAGUUCCAGAGCGCCAAGGACCUCGCUCGGUACCUCGCAUACCUGGGCAACCACCCCACGGCUUACCUGAGAUACCUGCAGUGGCGGCGGUUCUGGCGAGUGCGCUGGCCCACGCCCUGGUGCCAACUCUGCUCUCGCCUCCACCAGCAACAGUCCGCACCCAGCCUCGUCACGCUCGACUCCUGGUGGAACUCCACCGCCACUUGCUAUGAUCCUCUCAUGUGGUGACGGCGUGGGCUUGUCGCUCCUCUUCUAAAUCAUUAUGUUCAUGUUUCGUUCUGUAUGCUAUGUUCGUGUAUUGCUGAGCUCGAUGUUAACGUAUACUCGUUAUGCCAUGAUAUUCACGGCAUUGUAUCUUCAUACGUGUCAUGUAUCUGCAUUGUAAAUAACCAACAUGCAUUGUACCAUAUCAUCAAAUACAAAUGGAAUCUCCCAA
Penaeus chinensis is the source of this 2143-nucleotide messenger RNA. RefSeq lists its product as uncharacterized. Lineage: Eukaryota; Metazoa; Arthropoda; Malacostraca; Decapoda; Penaeidae. Gene Ontology annotation, molecular function: alpha-(1->3)-fucosyltransferase activity. Gene Ontology annotation, cellular component: membrane. The coding region runs from base 142 to 1935 and encodes 597 amino acids. The record is from RefSeq and is a predicted model, not a curated record. The transcript has 5 exons.